Molecule: messenger RNA, 3135 nt
Organism: Meloidogyne enterolobii
Lineage: Eukaryota; Metazoa; Nematoda; Chromadorea; Rhabditida; Meloidogynidae
Source: the annotation of a GenBank genome assembly
UUUUGAUAUCACUAAUAUCCCGUUAAUCCACCCAAACCCUCUGGAAUAAUAACCUAUUUUAUUGAUUUUCCACAGAAUAAAUUCCCCGAAAUUCUUUGAAUUUCGCAUAAAUUUUUCGAAAUUAUAGAUAAUUGUGCUGAAGUUGACUGUGAUCGUAUCAAAAUAACAAAAAAUAAACCAAAAAUUUGACCUAUGGGACCUAAAAAUUGUCUCGAGUUUUGUAUUAUUUUUGGUCUUGAGUCUUGGAGUUUUGGUCUUGAUCUUGUGUCUUGGUCUUGGAAAAAAUUUUGUCUUGGGUCUUGAGUCUUGGAAAAAUUUCGGUCUCGCACAUCUCUAAAAUAUAGACUUACAAGAGAACAAAUGUCGGAUCUGCAAAAGGUCUUGGGUAGUACAUUGCCCUAUUGUUGUCGUUAUCAUAAAUGUGCUGUUUCCUCAAUUUCAAUAGAUGAUGCCGCUAAUUAUAUUGUUACAUGUGCAAAUGAUUUUAGUAUUGUUAUUUAUGGUAUUGGUUGUUCUGAAUAUAAUCAGCGCAUUCCAGUUACCCAAUCUUGCAAAGUUGUAGCAAUAGCAGCCAACUUUUCCCGUCCCUCUUCUGGUCAACGCUUCCUUGCAGCUAAUCAAAAUUUAGUUUUAUACCAACGAGGGGUUAGAGCAGAAUUUUUUUCUGGGAAAAGACGAGAGACCUGUCUUUAUAAAGGAACUCAGAAUGAUGGAUUAAUUAAUUGUUUGUCUUGGAGAGAGAAUUUUGUUGCUUUUACAAAUGAAACUGGAACGAGGAUUUAUGAUUUAAAAUUAUCUCGGUGUUUGGCGCUAGUUCAACCUUUUCACAAAAAUGAAAAUUUCCCAAUUUCUAAAUUUCCUCCCAAACAUGUUUGGUUAAAUGAUUCAACGUUAGCAAUUGGAUGGGCAAAUACUGUCUGUAUUUGUGCUAUUGUACAAACUACUAAAAGACCGGGACCAAAUACCUCCGAUUUAUUAUUGGAUUUACCCAAAGGACGAAUUUUGCAUCGAUUUACAUUUAACAAUUUUGCUAUUGCUGGCAUUUCAUUUACAACUCGUAGCUCUUACGGCAACGACGAAAUUUGUUCAUUACCUCAUUCAACAUUAAAUUCCCCUCCAAAUUCUUUAAAUUCUCAAUCAGAUUGGCGUGAAUUAAUUAUAUUUGGAAUUAAAAAGAGUGGAGGAAGAGGAGAUACAAGAGAACCUAGCCUUUUAAAUUUUACAACAACAAAUUGUUCAAUUAAUGGAGAAAAUUUAAAUGAAGAGUUACUUGAAACAACCAACGAAAAGAUUAAUUUAAUAAAUAACCCUCCUCCGCCUCCAUCUUCAACUUGCUCUAAUGAUUUUAAUGACCAAAUUUCUAACAACAAUUUUUUCGCUCAACUCAGAUUAAUUAAACCAAUUUCACUUCAAGAAUAUUCUUUAGAAGCUGAAGAUACAAUCGAAAUGAAAAAUGUUAAUAUAAAAAUGUUAAAUAAAUUUGGAUUGGUUUCUUUGCCGUUGGAUGAUAUUUAUAUUUUGGCUGGUCCGAGAGAGACUAUUGAGGCCCUUCCCUGUUCAAUCGACAAUAGAAUUCAAUGGCUAAUGGAAAAUGGACUUUUCGAAGAAGCACUUGAAUCUGCUUUAAGAAACAGCGAACUUUUAAAAGAAAAUUCUGUUUUGGAUGUUGGGAAAAGAUUAUUAAAUCAUUUAAUAGAAAAGCAAGAUUUUGAAACGGCUGCUAGUUAUUUGCCUGAGAUUUGUUCAAAAUACAAAGACGAAUGGGAAUAUUAUGUAAACGAAUUUGAACACCACAAUCAACAAUUAAAAUUAAUUCCAGUCAUUCCAACAAAAGAUCCCCAAUUAGAACCUGAAAAUUAUGAGUCGAUAUUGAAUGCUGCUUUAUAUUCUAGACCUAAACUUUUUUAUGCAAUUGUUAGCCAUUGGGAUGCUGAUAUUUAUAGGGCUGGUUCUCUUGUUGCUGAAGUUUUUAAAAGAAUUACGACUGAUAAUAUUAACAAAAAUAUGGUUAAAGUUCACAAAGACGCCCCCAAUUCAGUCCAAUUAUUAAGCGAAAAUGAUAGGAAUUAUUUACUUCGUGCUUUGGCUUCUUUACUUUUGCAAUGCCGUAAAUACGAGGAUGCAAUCAAAACUUAUAUUUUGCUUCAAGACCCAACUAUUUUUGGAGUUAUUGAUCGUUAUAAACUUUUUCCUUAUGUAAAAGACCAAAUAAUGGAAUUGAUGGAAAUUAAUCAAGAUUUGGCAAUUCGGUUACUUUUGGAUAAUGAAGAUUUAAUUUCACAAGAUAAAGUUGUUAAUUUGUUGGGGAAUUACCCUAAAAUACAGCUCGUUUACCUUCACCGUCUACAAGCUAGAGGGGAAGGAAUGUCUUAUUCUAAUCGACUUGUUAAAUUAUAUGCUGAUCAUGACCGUCCUUCAUUAUUGCCUUUUCUCAGGAAAAAUGAACAUUAUAAAAUAGACUUGGCAUUGGAUGUUUGCAAAAAAAGAGAAUUUAUUGAAGAGGUUGUCUACCUUUUAGGACGUACUGGAAAUCGUUUAGAAGCUUUAGAUUUAAUGGUAAAUAAAUUGUUAAGAAUUGAUAUGGCUAUCGACUUUUGUGCUGAAAAUGAUGAUUAUGAACUUUGGGAACGUUUAAUUGAAUCUUCAAUUAAAAGGCCUGAACAAAUUGUUAUUUUGUUAAAAAGAAUGGCUUGUUUAAAUAUUGAUAGUAUUAGUGUUGUUGAAAAGAUACCAACAAAUAUGGAUAUACCUGAUUUACAAAAUUGUUUACUUCAAGUAAUUAGAGAUCAUGAACAACAAAGGGAUUUAUUAAUACAUUCAAAAAAUGUAGCUAAUUGUGAUGUUUUAAAAUUAUUAGAAUUACAAUUGAAACCUUUAGCUAUUAAUUUUGAAUUAUUAAAUAAAUAUGAAGAAGAGGAAGAAAAUAAUAAUAAUGAGUGUUUUUGUUGUGAUAUUUGCAAUCAAAGCAUUAAUGACAGCAAUUCAACAGAAGAGGAUACAAAUAAUAGCAGCAAUAUUCUUUUACUUGCCAAUGGCAAAAUAAUACAUGAAAAAUGUACAGAAAAUGGGCAACCACCAACACAGAUAUUUCCAAAAUGUUAUCCUGAAAGGAUUUCUCAACUUUUAAAAUUAUAA